Molecule: messenger RNA, 1155 nt
Organism: Clonostachys rhizophaga
Lineage: Eukaryota; Fungi; Ascomycota; Sordariomycetes; Hypocreales; Bionectriaceae
Source: the annotation of a GenBank genome assembly
AUGUCUCGAUGGGGUCCCGCGCCAGAGCCUACAACGGAGCUCGGCCGUUUCCGAAUCCUUGCCCCAACUGCGGGUAUCAGGGUCUCUCCCCUGUGCCUCGGUGCCAUGUCUAUUGGAAGCGCAUGGGCUGACGGCAUGGGCAGCAUGGAUAAGGAGCAGUCGUUUAAAUUGCUAGAUGCCUACGUGGAGGCUGGUGGUAAUUUCAUAGAUACCGCGAACAACUACCAGGACGAAGAAUCUGAAACCUGGCUGGGAGAGUGGAUGGCCUUGCGCAAGAAUCGUGAUCGCUUGGUCUUAGCCACGAAAUUCACGGCUGAUUACAGGUCCCAUGAGUAUGGGAAGGGUAACUCCGUCAACUCCGGCGGAAACCAUAAGCGAAGUCUUCACGUCAGCCUCAGAGACUCACUGGCCAAGUUGCAGACAGACUGGGUUGACAUAUUGUACGUCCAUUACUGGGACCAGACCACGUCCAUCGAGGAGGUCAUGGACAGCCUUCACAACGUUGUGCAGCAGGGCAAGGUCCUCUAUCUUGCCAUCUCCGACAGCCCUGCCUGGGUGGUCAGCGCUGCUAAUACGUAUGCAAAGGCCCACGGGAAGACGCCAUUCUCGCUUUACCAAGGCCGCUGGAAUAUCAUGCGGCGAGACUUUGAGCGGGAAAUCCUCCCCAUGGCCCGCCACUUUGGCCUGGCCCUGGCGCCGUGGGAUGUGCUCGGACAUGGCAAGUUCCAGUCCAAGAAGGCCAUCGAGGAGCGCCUCAAGAGCGGAGAGGCUCUUCGCAGCCUCGCCGAAGGGUCGGGACAGACUGAAGAUGAGGUCAAGUACAGCGAAGCGCUCUCCGAGGUGGCCGCCGAACACGGCAUCGAGUCCCCAACCGCGAUUGCUUUGGCGUAUGUGAUGGCGAAGGCGCCCUAUGUUUUCCCCAUUGUUGGUGGUAGAAAGAUUGAGCAUCUGCAUGACAAUAUUCGGGCGCUCAGUAUCAAGCUCACGGCCGAGCAGAUCCAGCGCUUGGAGAGCGUGAAGCCGUUUGACUUUGGAUUCCCCACUGAUUUCAUCGGUCCUCAUCCGGGAGAUACUGGCAAGGCCACGGGGUUCCUGGCAAUCACGGGUCAAUUUGGCAUCGUGGAAAAUCCAAAGCCCAUUGGAUACGCCAAGUAA